Dromiciops gliroides (monito del monte) is the source of this 5300-nucleotide messenger RNA. RefSeq names its product receptor-type tyrosine-protein phosphatase V-like. NCBI's taxonomy places the organism in Eukaryota, Metazoa, Chordata, Mammalia, Microbiotheria, Microbiotheriidae. Gene Ontology annotation, biological process: protein dephosphorylation; angiogenesis. The transcript has 34 exons. Gene Ontology annotation, molecular function: protein tyrosine phosphatase activity; cadherin binding. The coding region runs from base 59 to 5143 and encodes 1694 amino acids. The record is from RefSeq and is a predicted model, not a curated record.
CCCACUUCUCUGAUUCAGCCAUCAAACUGUGACAGCAUCAAAGAACUGAGGCUCGGCUAUGAGGCGCCUGCUCUUCCUCCCUGCCCUCCUCUGGCUCAGGGGGACCUUAGCAGAGGACGAUGAUGGAUGCAAUCAGGUAGAGGUGCCCGCAGAAACUGAGCGCAGAGCUCCUUCACCUGUCCACAACCUGAGACUCAACAACUCCAGGAGCCCAUCCAGGCUAGAGGCCACUUGGGAUCCUGCCCCUGGAGAACAAGAAAGCUACCAGCUUCUCCUUUACCACCUGGAGUCCCGGACAUUGGCAGGGAACAUCUCAGUGGAUCCAGGAACUCUCUCCUACCAUUUUGCCAGUCUCCUGCCAGGCAGUGAAUAUGCCUUAUGGGUCACUACCUGGGCUGGUGACCUCCAUGCCAAUACCAGCAUUUGCCAGUGGACAACUCCAGUACCCCCAGAACAUUUAGUAUUGCUUGCCAUGGGGACAAGUGUCCUUCAAGCUUCUUGGAGCAGGGCUGAAGGGGCAGCUUGGUUCCACCUGACCCUCUUGAACCUCUUGGAUGGUACCGUCCUCACAGCUGUGGCCAAGCGAGGAACCACCAACCACACCUUCUACAACCUCUCCCCAGGCACUCCCUACCAGCUGUCAUUCAAUGCCACUUCUGGCCUCUUGCAGAUUGGAGGACCCAAUGCCACCGAGUGGACCUAUCCCUCUGUCCCUUUUGACUUGAUGCUGACUCCUGGGUCCCCUGGGCUCUCGGCGAGCUGGCAGGCAGGGCCAGGGCACCGGGAUGGCUACCUGUUGCAGUUGAGUGGACAGGCUGAGAGGAACAGUACCUUGGGACCCGAAGCUCUCAAUGCCACCUUCCCAGGCCCUCUUCCUGCUGGCCACUACACUUUGGAGCUCAUGGCCCUAGCUGGACCCCAUGGUGCCUCGGCUCAGUCUGGUACCUGGCUGGAGCAUGCCAAGGCCAGGCCCCAGCCUGGAGUUCUCCAGCUAGCCGUACUGCAGGCAUCGAGGGAGCCAGGCCGGAGGGCGCUACUCUACACCGAGGGCUCCCCAGACAUCAUCGCCAAUGUUUCUGUGCUGCCCAAUGCCACCCAUGUCACCUUCCGAGGGCUGGUGCCAGGAGCCCGAUACCGAGUAGAUGUUAUCUUGCCCUCGGGGGUCACCACUCAGAGCCUUGCGGGGCCCACCUGGCCCCUGGCUCCACGCUCACUGGAAGUCGCAAGCAGGGGCAGCACCUCUGCCCUGGAUGUCCAGUGGGUAUCUCCAGAAGGGAGGCGGGAUGGUUACAGGGUUUCCUGGCAGGAAGAAGGGACCCAGAAGACCUUAGGCUUCCUCAGUGUGGGCAGCAAGCAAACUAAUCUGACUCUUAAGGGCCUCACCCCUGGUUCCUGCUUCGUUGUGUCAGCUUGGGCCUGGGCUGGGCACCUGAAUUCUACCACCCAGAAGGCGUAUACUUGCACAUUUCCUGCCACCCCUACCAACCUGAGCCUGGGCAGUGAAGGCAAACCUUCCACCCUGACUGCCCACUGGGGCCCGCCUCCUGGGGCCUUGGAUGGUUACCGGUUAUGGCUGUACCAACGAGCACCCCAGAAACUGAGGGGAGAAGCAGAAGUGUCUUCUGAGAUUCGGAGCUUCUCCUGGCCCCAGCUACCACCAGGCACAGAGUUCCUGGUACAGCUGGUGGCCCUGCGGGGUGUGGAUGAGAGUGACAUUAUAAAUGCCACAGCCUGGACGUAUCCUGAGGUACCAGGAAACCUGACUCUCUUCAAUGUGGGCAGCCCCGAGGCCCCAGCCCUGCUGGCAUCCUGGAAACGGAGUGGAGCACAGAGCUUUGAGCUUACUUUGUCCCAGCUGCCAAUGGGCAAUGCCACUCACCAUGUUAUCCUCAUGGGCAAUGUCACCAGCUAUACCUUCUGGGGGCUGCAGCCAGGGACAGCUUACAGUUUGAGGGCUGGGGGCAUUGGAGGACCUUACCAGGCCUGGGCCCCCAAGCUCACUUCAUGGACUCUUCCCUUGACCCCAGCCAUGGUCAAUGUAACCAGUAAGGACCCAACCAGCCUCUGGGUAUCCUGGGGCCAGGCAUCUGGGAGCCAGGACGGCUACCAAGUCACCCUUCACCAGGAAGGCACCACAGUGGCUACCAGUGCCGUAGGACCCGAGGUGAACAAUAUAAGUUUUUCCAAUCUGACUCCAGGCACCAAGUACCGGGUAGAGAUUGUCUCUUUAGCUGGGCCCCAUCAUUCUGUGGCUGCCAACAUCACCAGCUGGACGGCCCCACUGGUGCCCAAGGAGGUGUCAGUGACCAUGCAAGGGGACAAUGCCAUGGUGACUUUGACUUGGGCUGCUGCCCCAAAGGGGCAGGGGGAAUGCCAGGCCCAGCUCCAAGAGUCUGGACGCCUCCACCACAGGCAGCCUGUGUCCCCCGGCCAAGCCCGCCUCAUCCUGAGGGGCUUACUUCCUGGGCAUACCUUCUUCCUCUCUGUGUGGUGCCAAGCGGGACCUCUCCAAGCUGCUACCAGUCCAAUAGCGCUGCUCGUGGAGCCCAGGCCAGUGGAAGAUGUGCAGUGCCAACCUGAGGCCACCUACCUGGCACUGAACUGGACAGUACCUGUAGGAGAAGUGGGCACCUGUCUGGUGGUGGCAGAACAGCUGGGGACUGGAGGGAGAACACAACCCGUCUUCAGUGCGAAUACCUCCCAGAAUGCCCUCUGGCUCCCUGGCUUGAUGCCUGCUACUUCUUAUCGCCUUAGCCUCACCUUGCUGGGGAGAAAUGGGCUGUGGAGUCAGACGGUCACUUUGCUGUGUACCACCUCUCCAGAAGCCUGGCACCCCCCAGAGAUGGCAGCUGCCCCUCGCUUGGAGCCUGAGGCAGGGGCUGGAGUGGUGAUUACACGUGACAUGUUUGGUGAGGACAAUGGACAGAUCCAAUGGUAUGGUGUUAUUGCCACCACCAAUGCCUCAUUGGUGCGGCCAUCCCAGGAGGUCAUCUCUCACACUUGGUAUGACCACUACUACAGAGGACUUGACUCCUACUUGGCUGUCUUGCUGCCCUCCCCCUUCCGCCCAGGCCCAUGGGCAAUGCCCCGCUCCUGGACGGUACCUGUGGGCACAGAGGAUUGUGGCCAGACCCAGCAUACCUGUAACGGGAAGCUCAAGCCAGAUGCCCAGUAUAGGUUCAGUGUUGCAGCCUUUAUCAGCUCUGACCCAGUCAAUCCCACUGUCUCCUUCACAGCCUUCUCAGAACCUCGGGCUGGUGUCUCGGGGGCAUCAGUGCCGCUCCUGGUGGCAUCAGGCAUUGUAUCAGGGUGCCUCUUCACCUUGUGUGUCGUGCUGAUCCUGCUAUGCUGGAGACGUAUAUGGCUUGAAAGGGCAGAAAAGAAUCAUUUCUCCCAAGAGAUGACACCCUACAGCCCAAGGAACAUCCGCCGGCCAAUUCUUAUUCAGAACUUCCAACAGAGCUUUGAGGCCAAGAAAGCCAAUGCCCAUCAUGCUUUCUUCCAGGAGUUUGAGGAGCUAAAGGAAGUUGGCAAGGAGCAGCCCAAACUGGAGGCAGAACACCCUGCCAACGCCAUUAAGAAUCGCUACCCACAUGUGCUGCCCUAUGAUCAUUCUAGAGUGAGGCUGACUCAGCUGGAUGGUGAGCCUCAUUCUGACUACAUCAACGCCAACUUCAUCCCGGGCUAUACCAGACCACAAGAAUUCAUUGCCACUCAGGGUCCACUCAAGAAGACACUGGAAGAUUUCUGGCGGCUGGUGUGGGAGCAGCAGGUCCACACAAUUGUCAUGUUGACUGUGGGCAUGGAGAAUGGGAGGGUGCUUUGUGAGCAUUACUGGCCAUUAGACUCUAACCCAGUCACUCAUGGCCAGAUUACCAUCCGCCUCCUGGCAGAGGAGACAGGCGAAGACUGGACAAGCAGGGAAUUCCAGGUGCAACAUGGCCCCCAGCAGGAGGAGCGCUGGGUGCAGCAGCUGCAGUUUACGGCCUGGCCAGACCAUGGCGUUCCCGAGGGUCCCAGUUCCUUGGUCACCUUUGCAGAGUUGGUACUAGAGCGGGUGCAGGCCGCCCCGGCCACGGCACCCACCUUGGUGCACUGCAGCGCCGGCGUGGGCCGAACUGGCACCUUUGUGGCCCUGGUUCGGCUCCUACAACAACUACAAGAGGAACAGGUGGUGGACGUGUUCAACACGGUGUAUGGCCUGAGGCUGUACCGGCCCCUCAUGAUCCAGACCCCGGCCCAGUACAUCUUUCUGCACAGCUGUUUGCUGGACAAGAUUCUGGAGGAGCCUGCUGGGUCCCUUGUCUGCCGGCCCAUCCUUGUGAAGAACUUCUCCCAGCAGCAUGCCAAGAGGUCGGCCCACUCCAAUGCUGGAUUCCUGAGGGAAUACGAACUCCUUCUGGAAGCCAUCAAAGACCAGGAUAACUCUGCCUGCCACCAGCUGGGCAGUGCCAUCUCCCAGCUCCUGCCCUAUGAACGUUGGAGAGUGAAGUUUUCUCCUCUGGAGCAGAGUCCCUGUGAUUCUGCUCAGGCUUGGCUCUUUCUAGGGGGGCCUUCUGGCCAAGACCAAGUAGCACUGGCAGGUCCUGUAAAGGCCGAAGAAUUCUGGCAGUUGGUGUGGGAUCAUGGUGCCCAUGUUCUAGUGUCCUUGUGCCCACUGGGUACUCAGAAUGAGGAAUGGUGGCCAGUGUUGGAGCAUCCGGUCUGCACCGAGGCACUGAGUGUCCACUGGGAGGCAGAGAGUGAUGUGGCAGGGUGGGCUUGUCUUCAUCUGAAUGUCAAACAUGAGAAGAAAGAAAAGGAACUCCAGGUGCAGAUGCUGCAGUUUCCAGGCUGGGAAUGUGGGCAGGAGCCUCCAGCCCAGGCCCUGUUACCCUUCCUGGCAGCCAUGAGCCAGUGCUGCUCACAGGUCAAGAGCAAGAAGCCAACAGUGCUCAUCUACUCCAGCUCAGGAAUGGGCCAGCUGGGGAUUCUCUUGGCCAUGGAGCGGCUGAUGCAGCAGGCAGAGUCCCAGGGCUUAGUGGACGUCUUUGGUGUGGUCCUACAGCUGGCACGGGCCUGCGGCUCCAUGACGCCCACACUGGAUCAGUACAUUUACCUCUAUGGCUGUGUGGGCAGUGCCCUGGCCCAUGGGCUAGCCUAAGGGAAUGGCUACAGCUGCCCAGGAGCAGAAGAGUCUGGAGCCCCUCCGCUUGGUCAGUGUGGAUGAAUCUCAAGGGUCUGGACUGGCUCCCCCUGGGGGAGUGGUCUCCAUGUCCAGUCCUCAGGACUAUAAAAUUGUUGUGGGCCUCUGGAAAUAA